Molecule: messenger RNA, 3097 nt
Organism: Oncorhynchus kisutch (coho salmon)
Lineage: Eukaryota; Metazoa; Chordata; Actinopteri; Salmoniformes; Salmonidae
Product: ras-related protein Rab-1A
Exons: 7
Coding region: 261-866 (201 amino acids)
Molecular function (GO): GTP binding; GTPase activity
Source: RefSeq, a predicted model, not a curated record
UGGUUUUGGCUUAACUGCAAUGGGGAAAAGAAAGACGCAGCUGGCCAGAAGAACGUUCAGAAGGACUUUGGCUGAACUACAUUUUCCAAUCUGUGUAGGAAAACUAUUUAACGUCAUCACUCACUGACACAUGCGCAAAAGGCUAGGGAUGAGGACGAGUAAGCAACAAGUAAAGCGAGAACAACAAGCAACGCAGCUAGCUACCAAGAAGAUGAGUGUGUGACCCAGACAGGGCCAAGAAAACACAGAUUUCGGACACCAUGAAUCCUGAAUAUGACUACCUGUUCAAGCUGCUUCUGAUUGGUGAUUCAGGGGUGGGAAAGUCUUGCCUCCUGCUUCGAUUUGCGGAUGACACCUACACGGAAAGUUUCAUAAGCACCAUCGGCGUGGACUUCAAAAUCCGAACUAUUGAAUUGGAUGGCAGGACCAUCAAACUACAGAUUUGGGACACUGCUGGUCAGGAGCGGUUUCGCACCAUCACCUCCAGCUAUUACAGAGGAGCCCAUGGUAUCAUCGUUGUCUAUGAUGUAACAGAUCAGGAGUCCUACAACAAUAUAAGGCAGUGGCUGCAGGAGAUUGGCCGCUAUGCCAGCGAGAAUGUCAACAAGCUGCUGGUGGGGAACAAGUGUGACCUCACCACCAAGAAGGUAGUAGACUACACGACAGCCAAGGAAUUUGCUGACUCCCUAUCCAUCCCCUUCCUGGAGACCAGUGCGAAGGACGCAACUAACGUGGAGCAAUCCUUCAUGACCAUGGCGGCUGAGAUUAAGAAGCGCAUGGGGCCUGGGGCCACGGCAGGAGGAGAGAAGCACAACCUGAAGAUUGACAGCACUCCAGUGAGGCAGUCUGGGGGAGGAUGCUGUUAGGACGGUCCUGCCCUCUCCUCUCACCCCCAGAGGCCCAUGAGUAGAGUAACAGUAUUGGGUUGAAGUUGGGGUACUUCUGACAGAACAGGAAAAUGUGGUGGUGGGAUCUUCAAGAACUGGCUGACAUUUUUUACCUCUUGACCAAUGCCCAUAAUUGAGUGAGUAAGAAAGUUUUGUGCUGAAGGAAUAGUCCCCCCUCAACUCUUAAAAAAAAAAAUGUUAAAAAAAAAUGUUUAAAAAAAAAUCAACGAUAUGCACAGAAGUGGAAAUAACUUAAUAAAACAAAUGUGAUAAGGCAUAACUGAUGAUUGUAACUAAUCCAGCACUUUCUGUCUCUCAUAAUAUGUAUCACAGAUUUUUUUCUUUAACACACACACAUAUAUAUAUAUAUAUAUAUAUAUAUAUAUAUAUAUAUAUAUAUGUGUGUGUGAUUGAAAGAAAUCAUGGAUGUUCUUUCAACUAUGGUUGACUAUAUUACUUAAGUAAUAAGGCCUGUGGAGGUGUGGUAUAUGGUCAAUAUACCACGGCUAGGGGCUGUUUUUUUUUUAAAUGCGCGAGGCAAAGCGGAGUGCCUGGACACAGCCCUCAGCCAUGGUAUAUUUGCCAUAAAUCAUUGGGCCCGUGCACACAAACCCGAUAUAGGGCUCCUGUUGAGGAAAAGGAGAGGACAUGGUGAAGUCAAAACAGUUUUUGCAACCUGGGGACCACGUGGUGAAUGGAAACCUGCCAUCAUGGUGUUCACAUCUUUAAUGUCUGAUUUAAUCAUUGCUAUAUGAUACUAUUAUUACAUGGUGGUUUUAUUACUGUGAUGUUUGUUUGUUUUUUGAUUCUCUGUUUUCUAAUCUAGAAUGUGUAUAAUCAAUUAUGUUGUUGUUACCUAAUGAUUGAGUGCAUAACCAAAGGCUGACAUCAUUUGGUUCUUUCUGGAGUGGAAGCUGGCUAUAAACAGGAGGGAAUUAAGGCAUGUCCAAUACUUGAGCAUUUCAUUUGACCUCACAUCAAUUCAGAAUGCUACUGUACCAUCACAGCUUUACAUGUUCCCUAUACUAUAUGGGCAACCUCUGGUUGGUGUCUGACAACUUCCCUUUCAUUAUUACAGUACUAGCCAAGGGCGGCUCUAGCAGAUGCUCUUAUCCAGAUCAAAUACACACAUAACAUAUUUAAUUGACAGAGGUGUUGAACUGCCCAUUGUUCAGCACAACAAGCAAUUAAGGUUAAGUGCCUUGCUCAAGGGCACAUUGACAGAUUAUUCACUUAGUCGGUUCAGGAAUUCCAACAAGCAACUUUGCGGUUACUGGGCCGACGCUCCUAACCGCUAGGCUGCCUGCUGCCUAUAGGGCCCUGGUCCAAAGUACUGCACUUAAUAGUUUGCCACCCUGCAGCAAAACAAUAUAGGCCCCUUACAGUGAAGUGAAACAUUUUACUUAUUAAAGUUCAUUUUCUGUCAUUCUACAUAUUUUGCCAUGGGACUUUGAGAAAAUGUAGCCGUUUUAAAGCACGUUUUCUGCUAUUCUACAUAUUUUGCCAUGGGGUGGAGAGAGAUUUUUGCAGUUUCAAAGCUAAUUUCCUGUAAUUCUACACAUUUUGUAAUGACAUGCCAUGUUAAUAUGGUCUGAGUGAGAACGAAAUCUAUGGGGGCCCCCUUGUCCGGUCAUGAUUACUACAAGUUUAGAUGGCUGGCUAGACUAACUACCAAUCUAACAAUUGUUAGCUGGCAUGGCUAAUUCGUUGACUGUCAGUGAGAGACAUAACAAGAGAAAAAGUAAGGAUGCACAAGCAAAUGUUUGAAUUUCACCUGGUGUUUUCUACUAUUGUUACUCUCAAAAGUAAAUUGAGACCCGACUGAGUUCCUGAUUUAAAAAUAUAUAUUUGGUCGUGGGGGCCCUAAGUAACCACGUCGCUUAUGCCUGGAACCGGCCCUGUUACUAGCUCAACUAUGCUAUUAGUCUCCAUGAUCCAGCAUUAUAGGAAGGUUAGAUUUUGGUAUGUGUUGAAAUGAAUUUUACCAGUUUGGAGAGUAUGGCACACAUAGCCUGCCCCAGUUAGGCUUUGUUUGAUUGUAUUGUUUUCAUGUUUGAAUGUUUGCUUCAACUGCAGAUGUCUAUGCUAAUGAUCAUUAUAGAGGGAGAGCGAGUCAGAGGACCGAAGAGAUAAUACCAGCAUCUCAAAUUAGUAUGGGGAUUACAGCAAGAGAAACUUUUGCUAUCCUGAAUAAAUACUGUAGAACUGGG